ACGAGAACCUUCAUUUUGUACAAGACAGUCUUCUGAUCAACUUCACCUAUCCACUUUACCUUUUGUUUGCAACUGAUCUUACACGCUUCGCCGAUAUCAAAAACAAGAUGCCUGAGCAACAGAGACUCGCUUCCCUCGAUAGUUCGACCGCUAGCCGCCUCCCGGCUUACUCCCAGACGCUCUUUGAGGCCAAGACAGAAAAGGGCUUGACCUUCGAGGCCAUUGCCCAGCAUCUGGGGCGGAGUGAAGUUGCCGUUGCCGGCUUGUUCUACGGGCAAGUCCAGGCCUCGGCCGAGGAUGUCGACAAGCUGUCCGAGUUGCUCAGUGUUCCCAAAGAAGCCAUUGCCAAGCAGAUGAUGGGAUUCCCUGACCGCGGCCGGGCAGGCCCCAUGCCUCCAGUUGAGCCCUUGAUCUACCGUCUGUACGAAAUCGUCCAGAACUAUGGCUAUGCCUUCAAGGCUGUCAUGAACGAAAAGUUUGGCGACGGAAUCAUGAGCGCCAUCUGCUUCAACACUACUGUUGACAAAGAAGUCGACGAGACUGGCGCCUCGUGGGUGGUCAUCACCCUCAAGGGAAAGUGGCUUCCCUUUGCUCGCUUCUAAACGGAAGCAAUUCGAA
Messenger RNA from Neurospora hispaniola, 618 nucleotides. RefSeq names its product putative cyanate lyase. NCBI's taxonomy places the organism in Eukaryota, Fungi, Ascomycota, Sordariomycetes, Sordariales, Sordariaceae. Bases 108 to 602 code for a protein of 164 amino acids. Gene Ontology annotation, molecular function: cyanate hydratase activity; DNA binding. The record is from RefSeq and is a predicted model, not a curated record. The transcript has 3 exons.